UGCACAAUGAUUGAGCUAGUGAGUGGAUGUGUAUGUGUGUGUGUCUCGCGUAGAUUACAAAGAGAGGAAUCUCUACGGAGAGUGCGCGCGCGGCGCAACGCGACAUGAUGUAGCGAAACGAACCACCGUAAACAGGCGGGAGAGAGUCCAGUUUCACAGGACCGAGCGGACUGAACUAUGUCCAUCGCCGACAGAACUUUACCUGAACUCGAGAGGAACGCUAUUUUUACACUGCGACAUGUGAGAAGAAUAUCAUCUCAGAAUACACAACACGUCAAACCUUGAGGCAGAUGGGCUACAACAGCAGAAGACCACAUCAGGCACUUUAUUGGGACCGUAGUGUUCCUAAUAAAGUGCUCAGUGAGUGUCCAAAGUCCAACACUAUCAGGUGGAUCGGAGCAGCGAUGUGAACACACUCGGCGUGCCAGUGGUCAUGCGUAGAGGUGGCUCGGAGACAUGUUUAGACCUGGACGCGACAGAACUGGUUGGACGAGACACCCCGCGAUCACGUUCCGGCCUGAACAGCCUGCAGCAGAAAGUUCUCAAAGUGAAAGAGCAGCUGCGAAUCGAGCAAAAUUCGCAGGAUGAGAAUGUGGCCGAGUAUCUCAAACUCAUUAACAGUGCCGACAAGCAGCAAAGCAGCCGCAUUAAACAAGUGUUCGAGAAAAAGAACCAGAAAGCGGUGCACAAUAUUGCUCAACUACAGAAGAAGCUGGAGCAGUAUCAGCGCAAGAUGAAGGAGUAUGACAUCUCGAAUGGGACCAAACAUAUGCCACCACACUCCAAAGACAACAACGGGUUUCCAAAAGACAACCUCAAGGAGAGCAUGGUCACAGGUAGUGGACGGCACCCACAUUUGGACAAGGUCAAAACAAUUGGCCCGGGAGUCUCGCUGUCACCACCUUUCUUCUUCAGCAAGUCCCGAGAGAUUGCGAACCUCAUUCGCAACAAGUUCGGCAGUGCAGACAAUAUUGCACACCUGAAGAGCUCUAUGGAGACGGGAAGCGGGCUGCAGGUGGAAGGAGGAAGUCGAGCUUUGAGUGGUAGUGCUACGUUAACCUCUAAACUCAAAUAUCCCAGCGAUGACGAGUGCUCCUCGGAGACGUCAGUAUCAGUGGAGAGCAAUGGUCAUGUGAGUGGAUCAGGUGCGACGGGGCAGCACAGUGGAUCUGGGAAGGAAGGUGGACAUUACGACAGCAGCAGCCGGAUGGCGGAGGCCUGGGAGGAGGUCAGGGAGUUGAGGGAUGCUCAGAAUCUAGUGGCUGAAGACAUCGAGAGCCUGAAGACCCAGUUUAAAUGUGAAUUUGAGCAUGUUACACAAACACUACAGGAGGAGCGCUACAGAUGUGAGCGAUUGGAAGACCAGCUAAACGACCUCACAGAGCUCCAUCAGAACGAGACCGCAAACCUCAAACAAGAGCUAGCUAGCAUUGAGGAGAAGAUGGCCUAUCAAGCCUAUGAACGAGCCAGAGAUAUACAGGAUGCGUUGGAGGUUUGUCAGACGCGAGUGAGCAAGUUAGAGUUGCAGCAACAGCAGCAGCAGGUCUUGCAGUUGGAAAGUGCAGACGCCAAAGUGCUGCUGGGAAAAUGUAUCAACAUCAUGCUGGCCAUAGUCACAGUGAUAUUGGUGUGCGUCUCUACGGCUGCUAAGUUCUCAGCGCCGCUACUACGGAGUCGUCUUCACAUGUUUGGGACUUUUGUAUGUGUGUGUCUACUGGCAUUUGGCUGGAGCAACUGGGAGCAUUUGCAGUAUGCCGUAGAACGAAUGAUGCUGCCCAGAUGAGGGUCAGCGCCAUUCUCAUCGUAUUAAGUGCACCUUCAUGGACUUCCCCUUUUGCAUUGUGACUGUCCCAGGACAGUGGCUUUAAUAAACAUUUUGUCUUUGUGUGUGUGUGUGUGUGUGUGUGUGUGUGUGUGUGUGUGUGUGUGUGUGUGUGUGUGUGUGUGUGUGUGUGUGUGUGUAUUUGAGAGAGUAUUCAUGAUAUACUGUAGCAGAAACGGGUCCAACUCUAUGACUGUAUUGUGUUCGAUUGUGUAUCGAUCAACAUGUUUCUAUUUGUUUGUUGUGUCUUUAAAAAAAAAAGGUUCACACUUUUUACAAUUCUGUUUUAUGUACCACUCUUAGUAGGACUUGAUAAGGGGCAACAGACUGUUUAGGUAAUUCUUACAAAAACAUGUGUGGGUCAUAUUUCUCUCCAAAAUACAUGGACAAUUUUUAUGUUAUAUUUUGUAUAAUAAAAUGGUGCUUUUUUUUUUGGGUCCAUUUCACUUUUGUUUUUUCCUUUUCUUUUUUCUGCAUUAUGGUAAAUAUUUUUUCCCCCCAUUACAGUAAUGAGAAUUUAAGAGGGACAUUUGCUAAACUGUCAGAAAAAUAAUGUCAGAAAACAAAAGUCCUAAUGAUAGGCUUUAUUUUCUAGCCAAAUCUAGCCCCUUUUAAAAUUUUUGGGGCAAAAUAUGACCUAUACAUGACUUUCAAAAGCUUCAAGAUUCAUCAGUUUACUAAGAUAAAAUAUGCUAGCAUUUUUCUGUACAAUUGAUAAGGCUUGAAGUUCUUUUCACCGGCCCUUGCAUGACGCCCAUGUUUAAACAUUUUUAUUCUGCAGUUUGUGCAUUGGUGCCCAGUACUGAGCACAAAAACAAAAAAUAAAUAAAUAAAUUGUGUUGAUUUUAUAAUAGAAAUGCAUUGGUGGUUCAAGAAACUAGAACAUGAGAAGGAAGCAGACGUCUCUGUCACGUAUAUGUAACACGUUUUAAACUGUUCUUAAUGGAAGUUAGAAUAACAUUAUGCAUUUUAUGCAUUUUAAUUUGCUUUGUUUAAUCUAUGCUUUAAUGAAUCCCACAAUGCAAAGUGAUGUAGGCAUUUUUACACACUCCUUUUGAGUGUAUUUGACCUGUGGUUUUGACUGAAGUUUUUAUAAACCACAAAAUCUGAGUUUACACAUGAAUCUAAACUAAGAUUUGGUUAAUAAAUAUGUAAAGAUUUUAAGAUGCCAUUUUAUGCCCAUUUUAGAACUGAAAGGGAGAGGGGAGAUAAAGAUAGCUGUUAUCUUGGCAGUUCCCCCUGCAAGAUAAUUGUGUGUGUGUGUGUGUGUGUGUGUGAAUAAUGUCUUAAUAUCUUUAUCUAACAGCAGAAUGAGUUUUCCUGAUGUAGAGCCUCUGUUAACUUGUUCUCUGCUCUGAACAUGAGGGCAAAUUGUUUUAUUUGUUUUAUACAUGCUCCAGUGUUUUCUUGUAAGACUGUAUAAAAUAUUCUCUAAACUGAAAAAUAAAUGGCCUCAUUUUUUUCCA
Myxocyprinus asiaticus (Chinese sucker) is the source of this 3288-nucleotide messenger RNA. Its product is annotated as transmembrane and coiled-coil domain protein 3-like. Gene Ontology annotation, cellular component: endomembrane system. Lineage: Eukaryota; Metazoa; Chordata; Actinopteri; Cypriniformes; Catostomidae. The transcript has 6 exons. The record is from RefSeq and is a predicted model, not a curated record. The coding region runs from base 434 to 1783 and encodes 449 amino acids.